This is a messenger RNA of Betta splendens (Siamese fighting fish), 2944 nucleotides long. RefSeq names its product nuclear factor 7, ovary-like. Gene Ontology annotation, molecular function: protein binding; zinc ion binding. The coding region runs from base 923 to 2290 and encodes 455 amino acids. Lineage: Eukaryota; Metazoa; Chordata; Actinopteri; Anabantiformes; Osphronemidae. The record is from RefSeq and is a predicted model, not a curated record. The transcript has 3 exons.
UUUUGACGUUUCCAAUUCUUGCAGUGUUUAUUAUUUGGUUCGCUCUCUUGACCUCUGACCGCUGAAUGACCUUUAACCUUUUUACUGAAUGGGCCACUUCUAACAACAAUGGCUGCUGGGUGGAGCCAGCGUUGGAGAACAAAGAUGCACAAGAUUUUAAUGCAAAUCACUGCAAACCUAUGUUUUUUUUUCUGUAAAAUAUAAAAGAUGAUAAAAAGGGUCUCCUCAAAGUAUGAAACUUUAUAAUUGACCUACUGGUGAUUUUAUUAGGAAGAUCUGUAGCAACUCUGCCUUUAAUUCACUGAUGACAUAAUGAUGAAAAUAUGUUUCUGCCUUGAAAAGGCAAAAGGCAGAGUGAGACCGAGUCGAAGCUGACAAAGGAAGCAUCCUGCAUAUUUUUACAGUUCAAUCACUUCACACACAAGGUUAGAAAAUGCAGUGACUGAUGUUCAUUUCUAAUCCUUAUUUCAGUCGCCUCAUGAAGGAACUGUGUUAGUAGGUCAGACAUUAGGAAAACGCCCUGACACUGAAGCUUCUCAAAGACAGGAGCUGAACGUACAGAUCUCAGAUCAGCUGCUCUGUCCCUUCCUGCUCUUGUGAUGCUAUGACUGCUUGGACAGACAGGACCUUAUGCUGUGACUCCCUCUAGUGGACAAACCCUGUGAUCCAACAACGUAGCUAUACUUGAACUUCGCUCAGCUGUUGAAUCAUCCUGCUGUAAAUGGUCCCUGAGUUCGACUCAAGGCACAUUACAGUUUGAUCAGAGACACAGACUGGAAAACAAGCCAUUAGAUUCAUCAUCAGACAAAACUACGAACUACCCUUCAGUGAGUGGAGCUCCAGGAGCAAAAAGUCCUAAUCUCCACCACUUCUGCUUCAAGCUGGUGAAACUCCACAGACUGAAGCUUCACUCAGACACUAAAUGGCUUCCAGAUCAGAGGAGGAUCUCUGCUGUCCAGUCUGUCAGGACGUCUUUACAGAACCUGUUGUUCUGUCCUGUAGCCACAGCUUCUGUAGAGACUGUCUGAAGACGUGGUGGAAAGAGAAACUAACACAAGAGUGUCCAGUCUGUAAGAAAAGAUCUUCAAAAGACGAACCACCUUUAAACCUGGUGUUAAAGAACCUGUGUGAGUCCUUCUUACAGGACAGAGCUCAGAGAUCUUCAGAGACUCUCUGCAGUCUGCACCAAGAGAAACUCAGACUCUUCUGUCUGGACCAUCAGCAGCCAGUUUGUCUCGUCUGUCUGCAUUCAGAAUCACACAUCGACCACAGAUUCAGACCCAUCGAUGAAGCUGCACAACAGCACAAGAAACAGCUUCAGGAAACUCUGGAGCCAUUAAAGAAGAAAUUAAAGGUCUAUGAACAAAUUAAAGGGAAGUUUGAUCAGACAGUAAAACACAUUGAGGUCCAGACCCGACGCACAGAGACGCAGAUUAAGGAGCAGUUUAAGAAGCUUCACCGCUUUCUAAAAAAGGAAGAGGAGGCCAGGAUGGCUGCACUGAGGGAGGAAGAGGAGCAGAAGACUCAGAGGAUGAAGGACAAGAUGGAGGCUCUGAGCAGAGACAUAGCAGCUCUGUCAGACACAGUCAGAGCCACAGAGGAGGAGCUGAGAGCUGAAGACGUCUCCUUCCUGCUCAACUACAAGGCUGCAGUGGAAAGAGUCCAGCAGCGCCCCCUGCUGGAGGAUCCACAGCUGCCCUCAGGAGCUCUGAUAGACCAGGCCAAACAUCUGGGCAACCUGAGCUUCAACAUCUGGAACAGGAUGAAGGAUGUGGUCUCCUACACUUCUGUGGUUCUGGAUCCAAACACUGCUCAUCCAGAACUGAUCGUGUCUGAAGAUCUGACCAGUGUGAGACGAGGAGACAAACAGCAGCUUCUUGAUAAUCCAGAGAGGUUUGAUUAUUACCCCUCUGUCCUGGGCUCUGAGGGUUUUAACUCAGGGACUCACAGCUGGGAUGUGGAGGUUGGAGACAGUACAACCUGGUUAUUGGGUGUGUUACCAGAGUCCGUCCAGAGGAAGGGAGACAUAUUGCUUGGGUUAUGGGUAAUAGUGUUCUAUGAAGGUAAAUACUCAGCACUGUCACCACCAGCUCCACACACCGAUGUCCUAGUUCACGAGAAGCUCCAGAGGAUCAGAGUGACUCUAGACUGGAACAAAGGAAAACUGUCUUUCUCUGAUCCUGAAACUAACACACACAUACACACCUUCACACACACUUUCACUCACAGACUGUUUCCGUUCUUCAACACUGAGGAUAAUCUGAGUAUUUUACCAGUGACGGUUCCGUGAUAGUGGAUCAGAGACUUUAGAGACAAAGACCAUGAAUAGAUUCAUAAUGACUUUAACUUUGUUCUGUUCUACAUCAUAUAUAUUUUAUUUUUUAUUAUUCUGUAAUUUAUUUACUUUUUGCUUCUAUUGUUGAUUUUCUCAGGUUGAAAAUGAUUUCACUCAUUUCCUCAUCUUUAGGUUCAGCUGGUUUCAUCUUUUACUUUAAGUAUAUUUUGCAUAUGUAGGAAUAAAUAUGUUGUUAUUUGACUACGUCUCAUUUUCUGUCCUGCUGCUACAGAGACUCACUCGAACACAGAAUGUGGAUUAACCUACAGCGAGAACAAUGAAAUCGUUGACAGGGUUUGUUUUAACUGAGCUUCGGCUCAAACUGGUUGUUUUGCUGCUCCAGGCAGAACAGGGAGCAUCGACCUGCUGGAAGACUGAUGUCUAGUAUUAGGAAAAUGAUGGUGAACAUUUAUGCUCUAGAGAGAAAAAGGAGCCGUGUGGAAAUGUUUUUUUUAUUGACUCUGUUGUUUCAUUUCUCCUUUGAGAUCAGUAAACUGACUGGUGUUGGUUCCGGUCCGUUGGUUCAGGUUGUUCCUCCUGGUAAUGGUCAGCUGGGUCAGUGAAGGCAUCUCUCACGCCUUCUCAUUAGCACAGGCCUUCAUGGUCACC